Messenger RNA from Desarmillaria tabescens, 747 nucleotides. RefSeq lists its product as uncharacterized. The record is from RefSeq and is a predicted model, not a curated record. The transcript has 4 exons. The coding region runs from base 38 to 463 and encodes 141 amino acids. Lineage: Eukaryota; Fungi; Basidiomycota; Agaricomycetes; Agaricales; Physalacriaceae.
GCACGUUUUUGUCUCUUGACGGCCAUGGUCAGCUAAAAUGUCGGUAGCGACACCUACGGUUCUCCCCCGGGAUCCCAGGUUCCCGCACUUGUUGCCUCCAGUGCCUAGGAUCCGGCCUAUACAGCUACGUACCGUUGGCUAUGAGGCCAUCUACGGACGUAUGAAGGAUUAUCGCGACUUGCAACGCGAGAUGGACGAACUGAGUGAAGAGGAACGCGAGCUCGAGGAAUUAGAUAGCAAUAUUCGUAACCGAGGUUUCGGGACUAUCGUACCUAUCGGUUGUGUCAAGACCCAGCAGGAGGAGAAACGAGAGCUUGAUGAGGCAGAUGAUGGGGAAGAGGAUUCUAUGCUUUCUGAUGGACCGCCGUCCAUGAUAGAGGAGGAAGAGCAGGAGGAAGAGGAGGAAUCAGCGGAUUUGGAUGCUAGUAUGCAGGAUAUGGAUGCUAGCAUGCAAGAUAGAUGAGGAGUUUGAAGAGUUCUCGGAUGCUGAGGAUUUCUUAGGUAACAGAUGUACCGGAGAAUUAGGCAGCUUUCCCUAUGUUCAUCCACUUUUUCAUGGAACUCGACAUUCGACAUUCGAUAUACUAUGACCUUGUCCGGUCAGGCAUUUCGGUCUUAUCUUUCUAUUCCCAACGAGUGAUACUAGUGCCUUAGGUUAGAUAUAUUUUAGGAUACGUCCUGCCGUCACGUUAUCGCAGCCGAACUAGCAACUCUAAGGAUUACAUACAUGUAGUUAUUAAGUUUUAC